AUGAAUGGCACAGAAGGACCCAACUUUUAUGUCCCCAUGACUAACAAGUCGGGGUUGGUCCGCAGCCCAUUUGAGCACCCUCAGUACUACCUGGCUGAGCCCUGGAAGUACUCUCUUUUGGCUGCGUACAUGCUGUUCCUCAUCAUCACCGCUUUCCCCAUCAACUUCCUCACCCUCUAUGUCACUGUCAAACACAAAAAGCUGAGGACCCCUCUGAACUACGUCCUGCUCAACCUGGCGGUGGCCGACCUCUUCAUGGUCACUGGGGGCUUCACGGUCACCCUCUACACAGCCCUGCACGGGUACUUCAUCUUAGGCGUCACCGGCUGCAACAUUGAAGGAUUCUUCGCCACCUUAGGAGGAGAGAUUGCUCUCUGGUCUCUGGUGGUUUUGGCUAUUGAGCGCUACAUUGUGGUCUGUAAGCCGAUGACCAACUUCCGCUUUGGGGAGAAACAUGCGAUCGGCGGCCUGGCAUUCUCAUGGAUCAUGGCUCUGACGUGUGCUGCUCCUCCUCUGCUUGGAUGGUCCCGGUACAUCCCAGAGGGAAUGCAGUGCUCCUGUGGGAUUGACUACUACACUCCAAAGCCUGAGAUCAACAACACCUCAUUUGUCAUCUAUAUGUUUGUCCUCCAUUUCUGUAUCCCCCUCUUCAUCAUUUUCUUCUGCUACAGUCGCCUACUCUGCACUGUGCGAGCGGCUGCGGCUCAGCAGCAGGAGUCUGAAACCACCCAGAGGGCGGAGAAGGAGGUCACGCGUAUGGUUAUUGUCAUGGUGAUCUCCUUCCUGGUGUGCUGGGUGCCCUAUGCCAGCGUGGCUUGGUACAUCUUUGCCAAUCAGGGAACAGAGUUUGGACCAGUAUUCAUGACUGCUCCGGCCUUCUUCGCCAAGAGUGCUGCUCUGUACAACCCGGUCAUCUACAUUCUGCUCAACAGACAGUUCAGAAACUGCAUGAUCACCACGGUGUGCUGUGGAAAAAACCCGUUUGGAGACGAUGAGGCCGCCGCCGCUGUCUCCAAAACCCAGACUUCAUCUGUCUCCUCCAGCCAGGUGGCCCCCGCUUGACCUGUACCCUCUCCCCCGCCCCUCCUCCUUCAGUGUCCCAUCUGUCCCUGCACACCUAGGGACCCACCACCGCCAAGCGGCACUGCGUUCUAUCGGCCAAUCCUCUUGACUUACCUCUCCAUGUGUCUUCACUGUAGUGGCACGAUUGCACCUUUGGUGGGUCUGACAUACUCAAGAGCCAGCAUGUGUAUUUUCAAUCCAUUUAAUCAUGGAAAGUGUUCAGCUGGCUUCACAGAGUUUAACCUGGCAUCAAGGGGCUGCCGUCCGUGUGAUGAUCCAACUGAACACAUUCCAAGCUCCCCACAGCCCAAAGCACAUAAUAGGUGAAAAUCUAAUUCAGCAAACCACAGCGCACGAUUUCAUCCACAUCAACUCCCAUUCAAGUCAUUGCUGCAGCUAUAUAGCCCCAGAAUAUGCUUUAAACAACCAAUUUUUAUGAAUACUUAGGUGAAAUUAGUCAUGAAUAUUAAUAAUUAGAUAUCUCAGAUGAGUUUUGAAGGCAUCAGAUGGAGCUGCCCUCUGGUCUGCCUGUCUCCCCUCUUGUCUUUAUGGUGACAAAGCUGAGAUUGUUAGUUUGCUUUUGGCAUCAACUGAGACAUGAGUGUAAACAGAUGGACCUGAAAAGAGCCUCUGCAGGGAGAAGGCGCCUCCUGCAAGAGAGUGCAUGUGUGUGUGUGUGUGUGUGCGUGCAUGCAUGUGUGCGUAUAUGUGUGUGGUGGAUGUUUAUGUGUUUGAAUGGAUGUUGGAAUGUCAGCGUGUGCAUUAAAGAGAUGUUAUUUUGUUCACUGUGUAAAGACUAGGAUCUUGUGGAAGUUGUUCUGUGUCCUGCAAUAAAAA
Chelmon rostratus (copperband butterflyfish) is the source of this 1899-nucleotide messenger RNA. Its product is annotated as rhodopsin-like. Gene Ontology annotation, biological process: phototransduction; G protein-coupled receptor signaling pathway; visual perception. The record is from RefSeq and is a predicted model, not a curated record. Gene Ontology annotation, cellular component: membrane; photoreceptor outer segment. Gene Ontology annotation, molecular function: G protein-coupled receptor activity. The transcript has 5 exons. Bases 1 to 1062 code for a protein of 353 amino acids. NCBI's taxonomy places the organism in Eukaryota, Metazoa, Chordata, Actinopteri, Chaetodontiformes, Chaetodontidae.